Messenger RNA from Sparassis crispa, 1338 nucleotides. RefSeq names its product Sporulation protein. NCBI's taxonomy places the organism in Eukaryota, Fungi, Basidiomycota, Agaricomycetes, Polyporales, Sparassidaceae. The record is from RefSeq and is a predicted model, not a curated record. Bases 1 to 1338 code for a protein of 445 amino acids. The transcript has 13 exons.
AUGGCUUCAAAUCAACCUCACCGGGGGAGCCCUGCGCUCGCUGCGGAAACUAAGCCCCGUGGUGCUAACCGGUCAACCAAGGUUGCAGGCAAACUGAAGGUAUUGCCCGACCAGGUCGAACCGGCGUUACAGGACAAGCAAGCUGAAGCACAGGCCCCGCCGAAAGACAAGGAAGAGGGUGAAGCCCCCGGUAGUCCUGAGAGUGACGAAGAUGAAGGAGACGACGAGGAUGAACCGGAAGAGGAUGUGGAGGUAUACAAUCAGAUAGAUCUAAUACCUGCAGGGUCAGCAAGGAGAGAUGCUUUACGCUUGACCAAGAAGAAAGCCAAGUCAUUGCCUAGGGUCACCGCAUAUGCAACCGCCGGCUCAUACCGCUUUCCUGAGCUUAUGAAAUUUUUUAAUGCACGACGCGCUGCCUAUCAUACCAAUGCACGUAUAAUACACGACGUCAUAUAUACGCCGUAUGCAUAUGAACAACCUGUGGAAGAUCCCACUGCAUCCGAACGUCAUGUACACUUCCAAGGACAAGCACGACCCAGCCAAACUGGCGACCUGCUCGGGGUGCCAGAAUUGGUUCCAGAAGACAACCGGGUUGCGUCCGAUGCAGAACCUCCACAAGUCGGGAAGACGAAGAGGAAGGGCAAGUUCUCUGAGACACCUACUGAAGCGGAGAUCUUCAUCUUUCCGUAUGGAACUGUGGUUAUUUGGGGAAUGACUGAACCGCAGGAAAGGCGAUUCUUGUCUUCAAUAAAGCGCUUUGAAGAGGAAAAACUAGCACCGGACGAGGUCGAGAUGGAAGAUCUCAAUUACUACUACGCCAACUACAGCCGGAUAUAUAAUGACGUGAUCACGCUUCGCAGAGGCUCCAGCUAUAUGACAAAGCUAUCCCUCUCUCAUGCGUUGUCGCAAUCAGUCAAGAUUUCUUUGUUUGAAGAACUCAUCUCGACGACGAUUGAAGAAACAAAAGACAUACCAGAGAUAAUCAGUGCCACAGGAAAAAUUGGCAUGCCUCACAAGGACAUUAUGAAGAAGAUCGGGGAGCUAUUCCUGUUACGGUCAGAUAUUAACUCCGUGGGGUCCGUACUUGAUUCGCCUGAGGUUUUCUGGACAUAUCCGGAUCUUCAACCAUUAUAUGAUGCCGCGCGUGGUUACCUGGAGAUUCCCCAGCGGAUUAACUUGCUGAAUACGCGUGUGGAGGUCCUGCAAGACAUGUUGCAACUUCUCAAGGAAACCGUCUCAAGUCGUCACGCAGAGCGCCUGGAACAGAUUGUGAUUGCGCUGAUUGUCGUCGAGAUUGUUCUUGGUAUCAUCACUAUCUUAGUUGAUCUCUUCUCAUAG